Siniperca chuatsi (mandarin fish) is the source of this 2056-nucleotide messenger RNA. RefSeq names its product homeobox B13a (gene hoxb13a). The record is from RefSeq and is a predicted model, not a curated record. Gene Ontology annotation, biological process: regulation of transcription by RNA polymerase II. NCBI's taxonomy places the organism in Eukaryota, Metazoa, Chordata, Actinopteri, Centrarchiformes, Sinipercidae. Gene Ontology annotation, molecular function: DNA-binding transcription factor activity, RNA polymerase II-specific; RNA polymerase II cis-regulatory region sequence-specific DNA binding. Bases 332 to 1288 code for a protein of 318 amino acids. The transcript is spliced from 2 exons.
CUCCCUCCUCUCCUGUCUCGGGGGCUUGUUGCGUCAAGGCUGCGGCUGGGAUGUAACUGGAGGUCCGGCCGGUUACCGGGAGUCUUUGCCUCCGAGCGAGGGCCGACACUAAACGGUGCAGCAAGGCAGCGCACGCGUGCUAUGACAGUGCGCGUGACAGUACAUGUGAAUUUGUUGAGCCGUGUGUGAGCAGGAGAGCCAACGGUCAAAGAGUAAUAAAUCAGCACCAGUUCACCUAGUUCAGCCAAUGUAGCAGCUUAGUGCACAGGACCGGACAGAGUCAGAGAGGAAACGGCGACGAAAGGAGGCCAGACCGGGAAAAGGAGCGCCUAUGACAGCCUCCCUGGUCCUAAACCCUCGCUGGCCAGCGGAAACGGUAAUGUUUGUGUAUGACAACAACCUGGACGACCUGAACAAGAACAUGGAGGGGCUGGUGGGCAGCGGAAACUUCGCCGCUAGCCAGUGCCGCAAUAUUAUGGCGCACUCGGCAGCCGCCGCUGCUCUGGGCCACCCAUCCGGCCUGGUGCACUCUUCGGCUGGCUACUCCACAGUGGACGUGUCCGCUUCAGGCUCUAGCGAGACAGGCGCGUCUUCGGGGAAGCAGUGCGCGGCUGGACCGUGUCCAGCGGCUGCCGUGCCGCACCAGAGCUCUUCUGCCGCCACCGCGUUACCAUACAGCUACUUUGGUAACAGCUACUACCAGUGCAGGAUGGGGCGGGGUUCUCUGAAGUCUUGCACCCAGGCGGCCGGAGCCGCGCUGAGCUCACAGUAUAUGGACACGACUGUGAGCUCUGACGAAUACUCGAACCACCGGGCCAAAGAGUUCGCCUUUUACCACGGCUACCCGAGCCCGUACCAGUCCAUGGCCAGCUACCUGGACGUGUCGGUGGUCCAAACGUUGGGCACCGGGGAGCCGCGCCAUGACACCCUGCUCCCCAUGGACAGCUACCAGCCCUGGGCUCUGACUAACGGCUGGGGGGGACAGAUGUACUGCUCCAAGGAUCAGGGACAGGCCGGACACCUCUGGAAGUCCGCGCUGGCUGUGGUGGCGCACCAGCACGACAGCUCGCCUUUCCGCCGAGGCAGGAAGAAGCGGAUACCGUACACUAAGCUCCAGCUCAAAGAACUGGAGAAAGAGUAUGCUGCCAACAAAUUCAUCACCAAGGACAAGAGGAGGAAGAUCUCCGCCGCGACCAACCUGUCGGAGCGCCAGAUCACCAUCUGGUUCCAGAACAGGAGGGUGAAGGAGAAGAAGUUCGUGGCCAAAGUGAAGAGCAGCGCGCCCUAGCAUACGGGUUCCUGCGCUUUGGACGAUUUAGUGAAGGGACAUGGUGUAUUUGCGUGUUAUACAUUAAGAAUGAACUCAGAGAAAUUACAAAAAAUGAGGAAACUGGUAUACUCCUGACGUACUGGGACUAUGCGUACGAGUGUGCGUCAACAAAUGGAAGAAAAAGACCAAUAAAAAAGGACAUAAAGGGCAAAAUAAGGUUUAAAAAAGCCCUCUGAGAAACCUUCUCAACAGAGGCAUCCUGUAAUGCAAAACCUUUCUGCCUGCUUUGAUGUAACUGUCUGUCUAUAGUCUGUGUUUUACUGUUUGUCAGUGUUGUCUGUGCCCUGCUUAUAGCCGAAAACACACUAUUAUGCUGUCCAUAUUGUUUAUAACGCCUGUAAACCAGUAAUCAAACUAUAGUGCAACACUUAAUAAAUUCUUUUAAUCCCGAUUUAGUCUCCAGUAGGUUUUAUAUAUUUAAAUACAUCAAUAUGUAAACUGGCAACUUCUGGUCGUCCCCUCCGCUAAACUAUACCCGUACAAUGUGCAAACAAAUCCGCAUUUAGUUCAUAUCAAAGGCUGAAAGUCGACACCCGCAAUCUGGACAAAGGAGGAUUCAGACUCCCCAUGCAGACUAAAAGUGUUUAUGAGACUGUAAAUUGAUAUUUAGAUCAGGCCUCCCUCUGGAGCAUCACCACAACAAUGCUAUCCAUUUCCUACUGUCAUUUCACAGGCCUGUAUAGACCCGUGUGAGAAAAAAUAAAUAAACUUCCCACUUCCCAAGUA